Molecule: messenger RNA, 1645 nt
Organism: Gadus morhua (Atlantic cod)
Lineage: Eukaryota; Metazoa; Chordata; Actinopteri; Gadiformes; Gadidae
Product: histone H2A-like
Exons: 1
Coding region: 58-441 (127 amino acids)
Cellular component (GO): nucleosome
Molecular function (GO): protein heterodimerization activity; structural constituent of chromatin; DNA binding
Source: RefSeq, a predicted model, not a curated record
AAAGCAGUCGGAAGGUCCCAUCUGUACCUUGAGAAUCUUUUCAAAUAAGCGCUUAUCAUGUCUGGAAGAGGAAAGACCGGAGGUAAAGCAAGGGCGAAGGCCAAGACCAGGUCAUCCCGUGCUGGGCUCCAGUUCCCCGUUGGCCGUGUGCACAGACUUCUUCGCAAGGGCAACUAUGCUCAUCGCGUCGGAGCCGGGGCUCCGGUCUACCUGGCGGCCGUGCUUGAGUAUCUGACCGCUGAGAUCCUCGAGUUGGCCGGCAAUGCUGCCCGCGACAACAAGAAGACCCGCAUCAUCCCCCGCCAUCUGCAGCUGGCUGUCCGCAAUGACGAGGAGCUCAACAAACUCCUCGGUGGAGUAACCAUCGCUCAGGGCGGUGUGCUGCCUAACAUCCAGGCCGUCCUUCUGCCCAAGAAGACCGAGAAGCCCUCCAAGAAGUAAAUCAGAAACUCUACAAACCAAAGGCUCUUUUGAGAGCCAACCAAAUAUUCCCUUAAGAGCUAGCCUACUUUAAACAGUGAGUUUUAUGCAGUUGCGCUGAAGUCCAUACAUUUCCUCCUCUGCGUGUUUCAGGAAUGAAACUCAUCGUCAAUACAGUAGUUCGCUGGCAGUGAGGGGACAUCUGCGUAGCCAACCGUUUGGAAUGCAAAUGUAAAAGAAAGUGAUAGGCUAAUAAUAGUUAGCAGUAGGAAAAGUAAUAGUGUGCCUAAUGGGAAAAUAUUUGAGCAACUGACGACACUGUCAAUUUGGCUGAUCUAUUCUAAUCGUUGGUGCGUUUACUUUCAAACAGACACAUUUAGAAACUUUUUAGAUUGCAAUAUUAUUUAUUUAACAGAUAAACCCUUAGACAGAUGAAUGGAAAAACCUUUCCACGUUCCAAGGCUGUUUCAUUUUACGCGACCAAAAAUUGGUGAAUAUACGAUCCCAGUUACGGUUCAUCUACGUCAAGUUUUCUGGAACACCGCCAUUUGCACGACCGAUCUCGCCUAGUAUGGCCGCCCACACCGCUCAUCUGUAUGUUGGAGAGAGACAGACAUAUCUGGGGAAAAUGUUUGAUUUUAGGCUCCGAUCCUUAUUUGUUACCCCCAUUUUUUUUGUCCAUUAGUAUCGGCUUCACGCUUGCCUCAAAUCAAUUUUCAUGACAUAGGCCUAUAUAUUUAUUUAGUCCACAACCCCUCCAAGUACAGUGGAGAUAUCUUGAAAGCGUUCAAGAGCACUUAUGCCUACCAAUAUGAUGUGGCUGGAUGGGUGAAGGACGCUAAAGUGAGGCACUUGGCCACCAAUAAUCUUUUUCUGAUAAUGGCAAAGUUAGGUAGGCCUACUAUCUAUUUGUGACUUAUUGUGAACAGUUUGUGGGGGGUUACUAUCAUUGAUCGUUGAAAUCAGUCAAAUCAUAGACGAUAAUUUCGCCGGGGACGCUUGGGACGAGUUUUUUUCAAGAUUUAUUUAGUACCCACAACAAAACCCGAUUUGAAUUAUUAUGGAUUAUCUUGGACAAUGGCAGCCUAUGGAGCAGAACAUAUUGGGUCACAUAUGUCAACGUUUUUUGGAUGCAUUUUAUUCAUUAGUAAGCUACAUGGAUAUGCCAUCUUUCAGAACCUUCCAUUACCUGCACUAAAGAGAAUAAAAGAGCGCAUCCUCAUUG